Rattus norvegicus (Norway rat) is the source of this 7355-nucleotide messenger RNA. RefSeq names its product DDB1 and CUL4 associated factor 17 (gene Dcaf17). The transcript is spliced from 14 exons. The record is from RefSeq and is marked validated. Gene Ontology annotation, biological process: protein ubiquitination. NCBI's taxonomy places the organism in Eukaryota, Metazoa, Chordata, Mammalia, Rodentia, Muridae. Gene Ontology annotation, cellular component: nucleolus; membrane. Bases 214 to 1773 code for a protein of 519 amino acids.
AAUCCCGUGAGCAGAAGGAAGGGCCCGGAAGGCGCCGUUGGUUCUGUUCCUUUGCUCCAAACCCUUGUGGUGCUACCUCUUGGUCUCUGUCCCGAGUGCCCAGUGCGGUGCUCCGGCGUCAGCCUUCCCUUGAGACUCGCAGGUGUGGCGGCUGCCACCCCUGGCGGAAGUGAGGGGCGCGCCCCUCCAGGGCCCUGCGGACCCCGAGCCUCCAUGGGCCGGACCCGGAAGGCCAAUGUGUGCCCCAGGCUGAGUCGCCGUGCUCUGGGCUUCUACACACGCGACGCGGGCGUGGUGCAGAGGACGAACCUGGGCAUCCUGCGGGCGCUGGUGUGCCAGGAGAGUACUAAAUUUAAGAAUGUUUGGACAACUCAUUCCAAGUCACCUAUAGCCUAUGAGAGAGGAAGAAUAUAUUUUGACAAUUACCGGUGCUGUGUCAGCAGUGUUGCAUCAGAGCCAAGAAAACUUUAUGAAAUGCCAAAAUGUUCCAAAUCAGAAAAAAUUGAGGAUGCUUUAUUAUGGGAAUGCCCAGUGGGAGAAAUACUUCCUGACCCGUCAGACUAUAAAUCUUCACUCAUAGCACUGACUGCUCAUAAUUGGCUGCUUCGUAUAUCAGCAACUACAGGGGAAAUCCUGGAGAAAAUAUACCUUGCUUCCUAUUGCAAAUUCAGGUACCUGAGCUGGGACACUCCUCAAGAGGUCAUUGCAGUGAAGUCGGCUCAGAACAAAGGGUCUGCAGCAGCUCGGCAGGCAGGCACUCAGCCUCCUGUUCUGUUGUACCUCGCCGUGUUCCGGGUCCUGCCCUUUUCCCUUGUAGGGAUUCUAGAGAUCAACAGAAAGGUUUUCGAGAACGUCACAGAUGCUACCUUGUCACAUGGAAUCCUGAUUGUGAUGUACAGCUCAGGACUAGUCAGGCUGUACAGCUUCCAAGCCAUCAUCGAGCAGUUCAUGCAACAGAAACUUGACUUAGGGUGUGCAUGCAGUCAGGGCGGGACUACUGGGACUGUAGGAGAGGCUCCUUUUGGCAUUCCUUGUAAUGUUAAAAUCACAGACUCACCACCUCCACUCUUUGAAGUUUCAUCCCUGGAGAAUGCAUUUCAGAUUGGAGGCCAUCCUUGGCACUACAUCAUCACGCCUAAUAAGAAGAAACAAAAGGGAGUUUUCCAUAUUUGUGCCCUUAAAGAUAAUUCCCUGGCAAAAAAUGGAAUCCAGGAAAUGGAAUGUUGUUCACUAGAAUCUGACUGGAUCUAUUUCCACCCUGAUGCUUCUGGAAGAAUAAUACACGUUGGCCCAAAUCAAGUCAAAGUCUUGAAGCUGAGUGAAGUAGAAAAUAAUAGUUCUCAGCAUCAGAUCUCUGAAGAUUUUGUCAUUUGGGCCAAUAGAGAAGACAGAAAGGAAAACUUAAUCACGGUUACAGCUUCUGGACGUGUGGUGAAACGAAAUGUCAACCUUCUGGAUGAUGACCCAGAACAGGAGACUUUCAAAGUCGUGGACUAUGAAGAUGAGUUGAACUUGCUUUCCGUAGUGGCUGUCACUCAAAUAGAUGCAGAAGGGAAAGCUCACCUGGAUUUCCACUGUAACGAGUAUGGAACCUUACUCAAAAGCAUCCCACUAGUGGAGUCAUGGGAUGUGACCUAUAGCCAUGAAGUCUACUUUGACAGAGAUUUGGUGCUGCACAUCGAACAGAAGCCCAACAGGGUCUUCAGCUGCUAUGUUUACCAGAUGGUCUGUGACCCUGGAGAAGAGGAGGAAACUGUCAACAGAAGCGAUUAAGACAGUGAGAUCAUCAUAACUUGAAACAUUGGUGAAACCUCAAUCAGCUGUGUCUAGUCCUCAUUAUCUGCAUGGAACAUUCUACAGUAUUUUCCAGAACAGGUCUUGUGCUAGCUUCAAAGGACUAGGUUAUACUCACCACGUACAGUGGUAAGGACUCCAUCUGAUGUAAAUGCUCUCUAGGAUGCUGUCCCAAGAGACCCAGCAUUUUGAAACUUCGAUUAGGUGCUAAUGUGAGUAUAAAAUGCUAGGGAACAGGACAGCUAAGUCUAUGGGUCAGAGACAUCACUGAUGCAGGGACAACUAAGGUAAUUCUUAAAGACUACUAUGAAGUAAGGCUAGGAGAGAGAAACAAAACUAUUAAAUAUAGACGCCAGGUAUGGUGGCACGUAACCUGUCAUCUCUGCUCGCAGAUAGAGCAGAAAGACCAGAAGUCCAAAGCCAGUGUUAGCUAUAUAGCAAAUUCAAAUUCUCCACAAGACCUGGUCUAAAGAAGUCAACAUAAAGAUAAAGGAAUUCUAUAUACUCUAUACCAAACUUUGCUUAAGGAUUAGAAGUAGGAUUUCUAAUGUAAAAUCAUACUUUUGAGCCAAAAAUCACCACAGCUUCUUUGUAAACAAAAACAAACCAAAAAAAAGGGGGGGGAUAUCAUUUCUAGUUUUCAGAUCAUUUCUUACGUGGUUUUAUUCUCAUGGCCUGAUGUUCUCAUUGACUGUUUAUGUGUAUAAAUACCAGUGCACUUGACUUUGUUUCUGAGGACAUAUUUGCAUGUUCAUGUGUACGCUGGUGUGCACAUAUUGGCAGGUGUGCCCACAUGUGUGCCUGGCAUUUGGAGGCUAAAAGUCAACCAAUGGUGUUCUCAAGAGCCAUCUACGGUGCAUUUUCAGACAGGGUCUCACAAGGGCCUGCGACUUACCAAUCGUGCUAGCCUGGCUGGCUGGCCAGGGAUGCUCCUGUCUCUUGCCCAGCACUGGGAGUAAAGGCAUACUGCAUGCCCAGAUAUGUACAGGGCUGGGCAUCAAACUCAUGCUUAUAUAGCAAGCACUUUACUAAUGAGCUAUCUCCCUAGCAUAUGUACUAUAAAAGAUUCCAGGCAAAUUUCAAAGGAAAGCUUUUCCUCAUUUGUACACUGUUUAGCUUUUAGUACAGCUAACAAGGUUUGUCUUAUUUUCCACUCUAUUUACUGAGUGGCUCUGUUUGUUUAGUGAUAUUUUCAUAUGUAUGCAAGAACAUAAAGGGGCCUCGGUUAGGCCCCCUUCUGUGCAUUGCUGGCCCCUGGUGGCCUCUUCUUUGUAGCACAAUUGAAACCAAGAGGAGUUCUUAUUAGCCAGAAGAAGAUUUUGAUUGUUCAUGGAAGGAAUGUUUUUCUUCUGUGUUAGAACAGAUUUAAACAUGACACUUGAAUUCCAGUAAUCACCUUUAGAAUGUUAGAUAAGAACAAUGUAGAGGGAGAGACUGUUACUUACAGUCCCUGUCUGAGAAACUCGGUUGCUCAGAACCUACAUGGUCAUCUCAUUUUUCCAAGUCAUCCUCCAAAGUAACUGUAAAACAAGGAACGAACAGUCAGAGCAAGUAGUUCACACCUGUAUCCAAGCAUUCAGGGAGCUGCAACAGGAGGAUUACUGCAAGUUCAGGGCCAACUUGUACUAUGUAGCAAAAUCUUGCUUUAAACAAAACAAAACCCUUGAUCCCAAAGGCAGAGGCAGGACAAUCAAGAAUUCUGUGUGAGCUUGGCAUGUAAUAAGUUCAGAACCAGCCCAGACUGGGCUUUUACGCUUUAAUAAAGCAUAAAAGAAGAGCAACAAACCAUAUUUGAUUCAAGUUUAAGGUUAAAAUAAGGAAUUUUAACUUGGAAGAUCUGUGUAAAAAUCUCCUCAUUUUGUCCUGACUUCAUAUUAAGAUUGGUAUGAAUUCCAAGCCAGUAGGUGGUGGUACACACCUUUAAUCCCAGUGUUUGGUAGGCAAAGACAGGUGGAUCUCUGAGUUCAAGGCCAGCCUAGUCUUCAGAGAGAGGACAGGACAGCCAGGGCUCCACAGAGAAACCCUGUCUGGGUCAGGUAGAGGUGGAGAAUGGUGUGAAUUCUGUCCAGUCAGCCCUUGAAAACCUGCAAAAAUAUUUCUAGGUGAUUAUGAUCAGCAGGACUAAAGAGAAAGGUGUUGGCUGUUUAAAAAUCAAAGAAUUAGUAACUAAUCUAUUCAGUCAAGAAAUAAAGGAAACCUAAAAAUCAUCUUUUUGUGCCAAGAAAAAAGUUACAGGUUCAAUAUUCCUUGUCUAAGAUGUUUAGCACCAAAAGUGUUUUGUAAUUCACAUUUCCCCUGAUUUUAGGAUAUUUGUGGGUACAUUAUAAAAUCUGCAGGAGGGGUCCAAGGUCUAAGCAUGAAAAUCAUUUUAAGUUUAAUUUAUAUCUUGUGUGUAUAAUCUGAAGAUGCUUUUGUGCUGUGUUUUAAGUGCACCUAUCCAUGCUUUAACUGUGUCCCAGCAAGUUAGAUCAGGUGUUGAAUUUCGUACUCAUGACAUCAUGUUAGCUCUAAAGUUUUGAUUUUGAGAGCAUUUUUGAUUUCCGGAUUAGGGAUGUUAAUUUAAUAAGUAUUGAUGUUUUAGAAUAAGGCAGAAUGUAUGUGAGAAAAAGAAAUCCUUCUGAAGCGGAUCCUAUUUAGAAUUGUCAUUUGGGAACAAAGAAAUCAUUACCUCAUGAGCAAGAUAGUACCAUGUUAAGUCUAAUACUCAGAUCUAGGGAGGGAAGAAUUCAGUCUUGUUGUAUGAUCCGUAACAUCUCUAUUUAGCGUCUGAAGCUCUGAGAGCAUGUCACAGACAGCACUGUAAUUACAGAGCAGUUAAUAGUUACAGUGCCCAGCCCUAUCUGACAUUUGCACCUUAGAAUUUGUUUUUGCUUUGUUGUUUGGGUGGCUUUCGUUUGAUUAGUUUGUUUUCUGGUGUGUGUGCGUGUGUGUAUUUAGAUAUGUAGCCCUGGCUGCCUUGCUACACCAUGUAGAGCAGGCUAGCCUCAAACUCACAGAAAAUCUGCCUGCUUCCAUCUUUCCUUGCUGCGAUGGAGGGGAACUGCAGCAGCCAGCAGGAGGGGUGCUGCCGUGCAGGCUUAGCUCUGUGUUUUGAGAGCAUUUAGAAGAGGGUAUCUUUAGACUUCAGUCCUGGCAAAGAAUCUUUUGAAGGUGGCAGUUGACUGUCUUCUCCUUUGUCAUUGUUAUGUGUAUGUAUAUACGUGUGAUAAUAGAAACUCAUAUUCAGGAAGGCUGUUGAGACAUUUCUUAGGUCUUUUUAAGAAAAAAGAAUGGGCUACUUCUAGACUAACUAUAAUGUGACCACUAAGAAAGUCCUAGUGUGAGCCGAACCUGAUGGCUCCCAGCUGAAAUCCUAGCAAAUGGGAGGCUGAAGCAGGAGGGUUGCCACAAGUUGGAGGCUAGCCUGGGUUGUAUGCUUACAACCACUUGUAAACCCAGAUCCAAGAGCUCUGACACCCACUUAUGGACUCCCCAAACACACACACACACACACACACACACACACACACACACACACACAUAUACAUAUGUUCACACAUGCCCACAGAUAUGCAGAGUACACACACACACAGAGGAAAGAGAGAGAGAGAGAGCGAGAGUGAGUACGAGCGAGAGCUGUGCCCAACUAACAGGAUGAACUACAGCUGUUUGGUUGUGGCAGUUUAUGUUGAAAAACAGUGGACAAACCGUAGAUUCUACUCAUACCAAGAAGAUGAGCUGGGAAUGUAGCUUAGCGGUAGAGCCUUGGCUGUUGUGCUCAUAUGAGGCCCUAGGUUCAGUUCCCAGUGCUGGAAUAACAACAGCAGCAGCCGCAGCAAAGACAACGAGUGCUCCCCAGAAGCACCACGGCUCUCUGGUGUCUGCAGUUGCGCACUCAGAAGUAGGGCUGCUUCUCUCAGCAGAUACAGACCUUAUUCCCAGAGUGACACAGCAGGCUUAUUGUUCUACAGUAUUUGUCACAACCCUGGGAGAAACAGCAAAUCCUGUCACUGCUGCUAGUGAACUAACAAGUAAGGAGAUGAUUUUAUUUUGUUUAAAUAAAGAUAGCCCAUGGUUUCCCACCUUUUGAGCAUUUUUUUUAACCUUCCUUAUGUAUACUUAAAAGGGGGGUGGGUCAUGUUCUCCCUCCCUCCCUCUCUCUGCUCCCUUUUUUUCUCCCCCUUUGAUUUUCUCUCUCCCCCUCUCCUCCAACCCUGAAAUUUUCUGUGUAGUCCAGGCUGUGAUGAGCCUCCAUGCCCACCUGUGAUUCUGAAUGGUUUUGUCUGCUACUGACCUUGAUACAGGUAAAGGAUUCCUAUUGAAAGUAACCACUUCAGGUAUAAAUCGCCAUUCCCUUUCCCCUUGUACCCCUGGGGAAGUGAGGCUUGGACACACGCCCAUAGCACAGUGACAGACGUUACAGUAAGGACCCGGGGGCUGUUAUUGAGUGUGAGGUGGUCUUUGUUUGUUCCCUGUGGUCUGUACUUCACCUGGUGCUGAAUAGUGACCUUGGGCCUCUGUACACACCAAGCAAUGCUCUAACUACAACCCAGCACCUAGGGUGUGUGUGUGUGUGUGUGUGUGUGUGUGUGUGUGUGUGUGUGUGUGUGUGUGAGUGAUCAUUGAAUUCCAUGUUUUUGGACUAAACUUGGAUAGGGCAGAGUUUAUACAUAAAUUGACGGAAAGGUGGCUCUUCAUUUAAUAAUUGGAUGUAGUUCAGAAACAAUGUUUGUAAUCGAGUAAACAGUAUCAGUAACUACUCUUUCUAUAGUUAGCAUCUAUUAAAUCAUUUUUGAUGUUGGCAGAUUAUUGCCACAAGGGCAAGGCUAACACAGGCUGCUUAGUGUCAGGCCAGUAAGGACUCCACAGCAAGAUCCUCUCAAAAAGAAGAUGACGGUGAUGACAGCGAUGAUUUUUACACUUUCUUCUCUUCCUUACCAUGUUUGUUAACACUAAACAUUUAGAACCUAAAGAAAACCUAGGCCCUAAUUUCUGCCCUCUGUGGUUCUGUGGGGUCUCUAUCUCACAUGGAGAAAAAUAUAUUUCAACCAAGGGCUGUAGUAGAUGAGACAGACCCUGCUCUGUUGUGUUGAGAAGAUUUUAAACAUAAACUUUAUAUAAUUGUAUUAUGUAACCAAACACCACAAAGGUUUCAUUGUUUUAUUACCGAUUUUUAGUGCACUUCAAAAUAAGUCACCCAAUACCUUAUUUAAAUUUUAAAAAUGUAUUUAAUAUUUACAUGUAAUGGAAUUCACAUAUAUUGUAUAAAUUUGCUGAUUUUUUUUUUAAUGAUUGUAUAAUCCACAUCCUUCUCAAAAUUGAAAGCAUUGGAAUCAUCCAUUCCCAGCCCACACAGGCAUCACCUACACCCACUGUCAUUCCACCAUGUUCCAGACCGAACUCCUUAGCACGAUGACGAUGACGACUGUGGAGCACCCACGUUGGAGCAUCACUUGUUCAUUACUUUUUAUUCCUGAACCUUUUAUAUGAAUAUACCAGUUUGUCUUUCCGUCUCCCCAUUGAUGGGCUAUUUCUGCUAUUUUUUUUCUUACUGUUAUGAAUAAAGCUGCUCUGGUCACUUA